This is a messenger RNA of Rhagoletis zephyria (snowberry fruit fly), 1091 nucleotides long. NCBI's taxonomy places the organism in Eukaryota, Metazoa, Arthropoda, Insecta, Diptera, Tephritidae. The record is from RefSeq and is a predicted model, not a curated record.
GUCACUCUGUCAGCAAGCCAGUGCUCAUUAUCCUCAACCCGAAGAGCGGCAAGGGCAAGACGAUUAAGAUUUUCGAUCGAAAGGUGAAGCCGCUGCUUGACGACUGCGGCAUCAAGUAUCACGUGCUAGUCACCAAGCAUGCGAACCACGCAUCGGAGUUCAUCGAGGGCAGCCACGACCUGGCGGCGUCCUACUCGGCGGUGGUCACCGUCUCCGGCGACGGUCUCCUCUUUGAGGUGCUCAACGGCUUUGUCAGCUCCCUGGAGCGGCUCGAAGUCAAGCAGAUUCCCAUUCCCAUCACCGGUGGCGAUGGACCUGGUGCGCAUCACCACCCGCGACAAGGUCUACCUCAGCUUUCUCUCCUUUGGCUGGGGCCUGAUGGCCGACGUGGACAUCGAGUCGGAGCGGCUGCGCUGCAUCGGCGAGCCUCGCNUCUGGGCGACCCUGGCGGCGUGCCCCGCAAGUCGGCAAACCAGGUGCUCGACUGCACCUUCCACGUGAUCAAAGGCCAGCCGGUGGCGAUGGACCUGGUGCGCAUCACCACCCGCGACAAGGUCUACCUCAGCUUUCUCUCCUUUGGCUGGGGCCUGAUGGCCGACGUGGACAUCGAGUCGGAGCGGCUGCGCUGCAUCGGCGAGCCUCGCUUCGCCAUCUGGUCAAUCUACCGCAGUCUGGCGCUGAGGACCUACGGCGGGACGCUCAGUUAUCUGCCCGUAGGCGAGGCCAACCAGGGCGUGGACGUUCCGCCGCUGGACUGUCCCAUCAAGGAAGAUGGCAGCCAGCACUGGGUGGUUGAGCGGGGCGACUUUGUGCUGGUGUACGCCGCCUACCAGAGGUACCUCAACUCCUCGGUGAUGUUCGCCCCCGCCUCUACGCUCGACGACCAGACGAUCUACCUGCUGUACAUCAAGUCGGGCGUCAGCAGCUGUCAGGUGAUUCAGUUUCUGCUCGCCCUCGAGGAUGGCUCCCACGUCGGCCUGCCCUUUGUCAGCUUUGUGCCGGUGCGAGCCUUUCGUCUGGAGCCGGCCAGCGAUUCCAAUAUCAUGACCAUUGACGGGGAGCAGAUUGCCUGCUCGCCGGUGCAGGCGCAG